Messenger RNA from Cricetulus griseus (Chinese hamster), 4055 nucleotides. The record is from RefSeq and is a predicted model, not a curated record. Lineage: Eukaryota; Metazoa; Chordata; Mammalia; Rodentia; Cricetidae.
CACUUCCGGUGCCGCGGGCGCUGCGUUUCCGGUGCGCGGGGAAGGCGGCUGCGGGAGGCUCUCACGGUCACGCGGGGUCCCCACGCUGGCACCGGCAGCAUGAAGCCCAGGCCUGCGGUGUUCGUAGACGGGAAGCUGAAGCAGCGAGUCAUCCAGUACCUCACCAGUAAUAGAUGUGGCAAAUAUGUAGACACUGCAGUCUUAGCAUCUGACUUGCAAAGAAUGUACAGUGUAGAUUAUGGCCGAAGAAAAAGAAAUGCUUUUAGGAUUCAGGUAGAAAAAGUAUUUAGCAUAAUUAGUAGUGAAAAAGAACUUAAGAAUCUGAAAGAAUUAGAAGAUGAACAUCUGGCAAAAAGAGCAAGGCAAGAUGAAGAGGAUGAGUACACUGAAAGCUAUUCUGAUGAUGAUUCAAACAUGGAAGAUUACCCAGAUCCACAGUCAGCAAAUCACAUGAACAGUUCCCUGCUAUCUUUGUAUCGGAAAGGAAACUCUGACUCUGUUUCAAACACUCCGAAGUUGGAACAGAGAGAAGCCACCACUUCAACACCAUUGCUGACUUCUAAAAUGGACUCCAUGCCAUUGAAGACCCCUGCCAGAGCAUCUGAGGGAGGAUGGUUCAUUGACAAAACCCCAGGUGGAAAGAAAGAAAGUCUUCCCUUGGACCUGUCAGAUGACCAAAGCAAUUAUAAGCAGCCAGAUUCUGAGAUACAGAAUUUAAAAGAUUCUUCUCUUCUGGAAAGUGAUAAGAAAAGGAAAGGUAGGCCAAAGGGCAAAGGAAACAAAAGAAAGACAGAGCAUCUUCAAGAAGUAGAUGGAGAAGUAGAAGCUGUUCUGCAGAAGAAAGCUAAAGCAAGGAGUAUAGAGUUACAGAUUUCCAGUGUGAAGUUUGAAGAUGUUGGAGGCAAUGAUGCAACAUUAAAAGAAGUCUGCAAAAUGCUCAUACACAUGCGCCACCCGGAAGUAUACCAACACCUUGGUGUCACCCCGCCUCGUGGAGUUCUCUUGCAUGGACCACCAGGCUGCGGGAAGACAUUACUUGCACAUGCAAUUGCUGGGGAACUUGACUUGCCAAUUCUGAAAGUGGCUGCACCAGAGAUUGUGUCAGGAGUUUCAGGGGAGUCUGAGCAAAAGCUCAGAGAUUUAUUUGACCAAGCUGUGUCAAACGCCCCCUGUAUUGUUUUCAUUGAUGAAAUCGAUGCUAUUACCCCCAAAAGAGAAGUUGCUUCAAAAGAUAUGGAAAGAAGAAUUGUAGCCCAGCUUCUAACCUGCAUGGAUGAUCUGAAUAAUGUGGCAGCUACAGCUCGAGUGCUAGUUGUUGGAGCUACCAACCGACCAGACUCGUUGGAUCCUGCUCUGAGGCGUGCAGGAAGGUUUGACCGAGAAAUAUGCCUGGGUAUCCCAGAUGAGGCUUCUAGAGAAAGAAUACUUCAAACUUUGUGCCGGAAACUGAGACUUCCAGAAACUUUUAAUUUUUGUCACUUAGCACAUCUGACGCCUGGCUUUGUUGGUGCUGAUCUGAUGGCACUUUGCCGGGAGGCAGCCAUGUGUGCCGUCAAUAGAGUCUUGAUGAAGCAACAGGAGCAGCAGCAGAGUCCUGAGAUGGAAGGUUUGCCCCCUAAAGGAGCCCAGGAGGAGAGGCUGGGGGCUGAGCCCUCCUCUGACACACAGGAUGACUUGCAAAGGCUCUUGAGGUUGCUAAGAGACCAAGAUCCCCUCUCAGAGGAACAGAUGCAAGGACUAUGCAUUGAGUUAAAUGACUUCAUUGUUGCUUUAGCAGAAGUUCAGCCUUCUGCUAAAAGAGAAGGCUUUGUAACUGUCCCUAAUGUGACAUGGGCCGAUAUUGGUGCCCUAGAAGAUAUUAGAGAAGAGCUCAUAAUGGCAAUAUUGGCACCAGUACGCAACCCAGACCAGUUCAGAACUCUUGGUUUGGUGACUCCUGCUGGCAUCCUACUAGCCGGUCCUCCUGGUUGUGGGAAAACUCUGCUAGCAAAGGCUGUGGCAAAUGAGUCUGGACUAAAUUUUAUAUCCGUAAAAGGCCCUGAAUUAUUAAAUAUGUAUGUUGGAGAAAGUGAACGUGCUGUGCGACAGGUUUUUCAACGGGCCAAGAACUCAGCACCCUGUGUGAUAUUUUUUGAUGAAGUAGAUGCUUUAUGUCCUCGGAGAUCAGACCGAGAAACAGGUGCUAGUGUCCGUGUGGUGAAUCAGCUGCUGACGGAGAUGGAUGGGUUGGAAACACGUCAGCAAGUUUUUAUUUUGGCUGCCACUAAUAGGCCAGAUAUCAUUGACCCUGCCAUUCUGCGCCCAGGCCGCCUGGACAAAACACUCUUUGUAGGUUUGCCACCCCCAGCAGACCGUGUUGCCAUAUUAAAGACUAUCACAAAAAAUGGCACCAAGCCGCCGCUGGGUGAAGAUGUAAAUUUGGAAGCAAUUGCCAAUGACCUUCGUUGUAAUUGCUAUACGUGAGUAUUGAAGUCUCUGGUCUCUUCACCCUCUGGAGUAUAGCUUCUUCAUCAACAGGAGAGAAAAAGAUGCCCAUUUCUCAGGUUGUUGGAAAAGCUAAUGAGGUUUUCUGUGUAACACCUUACCUAAUGCCUGGUGGUUCUUGCUGCCUCCUCAGAGGACAGCUUGCUUGCCCAUUUGGAUGUUGAAUUCCUGACGUAGACGAUGCUAUUGGCACUCAAGCUUGCCUGACCACUUGGUCGCCCUUCACUAUUAGUUCUACUUGCAGCAUAUGUAAAGCCUUGCUCCUCGCUGGAGGUUAAUCUGCCAGGCUGUGCUCCCUGCUCACAUGUACAUUGAGCCUGCAACAGCAGCCUGAUGACUGAUACUUCUGCCUUCAGCUUUUGUGUAUUCUUGUUAUGGAUUAGCUGAGACCCUCCCUCCAGCCACUCUGUUAUUUUAAAGCCCUGUUGUUUGUCCCUAACACCUUUGGUAGUUGAUAUUUGCCUCUAGAGCACGGCCAGCUAACACUGGACUUGCCACCAGUAGUAAGGUAAGUGAGUCAGUAUUUCAUUGUUGAGGGCUUCAGGGCUGUUGCUCAGCAGAGCAAACUUACUUCCAAGGGUUUCUGUGUGGCUUUGGAGUUCUAGAACUCGCUCUGUAGACCAGGCUGGCCUCAAACUCAGAGAUCCGCCUGUCUCUGCCUCCCGAGUGCCGGGAUUAAAGACGUGCGCCACCACCGCCACUAUCACCACUAGGGUCACGAGUUGGUCUUGAAUGGUAACAUAGACACUUGAUUAUUGAAUACCUGGAAAUGAGGUUUUAGUUCUAAAAUUCAUAUCCUUUCUUAAAAAUUCUUUGUGGAUUGUGUUAAAGCUAAGUAUAGGAAGUCCCAGUCAAACACUGGUGCUUCACUGACUUCUUAGGACUAUGCUGACCCAGCCUGUUAUUGCCUUGAAUAUUUAUUACUUGUAAUAAUUGCACAAUGAAACUUUGGGGGGCGUGUCUUGUGUCUGUUCACUCAGCUUUGUAUAUGUGUGUGCAAGCACACUCGUGCACUUAUGUCCACGUUCAUCCAGGUGUGUGCAGGUGCCUGUGGAGAUCAGAGUACAAACUACUUUAGGUACUUAGGUGUUGUUCCUCAGAAGCCACCUUGUAUUUUGAGACAGGAUGGGUUUUGGUUUUGGUCUUGUUAUUGUUUUAAAUCCUAGAGCUCAUGCCUAUUAGACUAGGCUGAGUCACCAGUGAACUCCAGGGAGCUGCCUGGGCUUUGACUGGGCUUCUUUUUCUUUUCUUUUUCCUUUCCUUUCUUAUUCUUUUUUUUUUUUUUUAAAUGUAGUUUCCAGGAAUUGAAUUCCUGUCAUUGUACCCUAGCCUCUGGGUGGAUAUUUUAUAUCUACAUUAGUAUCUACGGCUAAUAGGAAGGACAUUUUUAGUUUUCAUUGUAUCAUGCCUUCCACAAAUCCUUCUGUUCUGGAGGUUAAAAGCUCUCUCCUACUGAUCCCAGUCAGCUUGCCCCACCUUCAUUCAUUGCCCUUUCGUCAUUAAGUAUAUUAUAAUUGAACGUCUCUCUUGGCUUUUAGAAUUCCUAAGAAUACAUAAGAGCACUUCGUUUU